Adineta ricciae is the source of this 270-nucleotide messenger RNA. The record is from the annotation of a GenBank genome assembly. Lineage: Eukaryota; Metazoa; Rotifera; Eurotatoria; Adinetida; Adinetidae.
AUGAGUGCUCCUACUGGAAUGGGUCAAAACACUGCUGCUCAAUGGCAUAAUGUGGCUGGCCAAUUGCACGCGUAUGUCAAUAACAACGGUGGGCAACAACUUCAUGCUGCUAGUGGUCGCGUUCAACAAUUUCAACCAACUCGUGGACCAGCAUAUGCAUCUCAUGUUGUUCCUCACAGUCAAUAUCGGAUGAGUGCAUAUCCUAGCGCACAGUAUCCAACUCCUGACGACUUCGCCCGAGGUUUUCUACGGAAUCUAUUCAAACCUUAA